Messenger RNA from Drosophila erecta, 4473 nucleotides. It is a transcript of the gene Chs2, whose product is annotated as chitin synthase chs-2. NCBI's taxonomy places the organism in Eukaryota, Metazoa, Arthropoda, Insecta, Diptera, Drosophilidae. Gene Ontology annotation, molecular function: chitin synthase activity. The coding region runs from base 27 to 4202 and encodes 1391 amino acids. The record is from RefSeq and is a predicted model, not a curated record. The transcript has 10 exons. Gene Ontology annotation, cellular component: cell septum; cell periphery.
UGGAUGGCCCAUGGAACCAGGCAGACAUGAGCGCAGGAGACUACGAAAGCAGUGACUACUUCAUGCGCAGUCGGAAGAAUCGGGAGAAGCCGUCGCUAUGGGAUUCCUUCCAGGACCCGCCGUCCAAGAAGACGAGCGGCUCCGAUGCCGACUGGAGGAAGCUCCAGUUCUGCCUUAAGCUCUUCAAGCUCUGCAUCUACCUCCUUGUCUUCGCGGUUGUUCUGGCCACCAGCGUGUUCGCCAAGUUGGCUUAUCUCUACAUGGCCGGAAAUACAGGUGGCACCGGGCCACGAGUGCAAGUGUGCAGCAAGUAUCUUCUCCGCCACGGCCAGGUGGAGGCGGCACCCAGCGAGCUGGACCAAAUCGCUUGGGUCUGGGCCCUGAUCUUCGCCUUUGCCGCCCCCGAGCUGUUCACCUUCCUGCGCGCCCUGCGCAUCUGCAUGUUCAAGCGCGAGCAGCGACCCAGCGGACUGGAAGUGGGACUGGUCACGCUCUUUGAACUCCUGCACGUCGUGGGCCUGGCCCUGCUCACCUUCACCGUGCUGCCGGCCCUGGAUGUGACGCGUGGAGCGAUUCUGGGCUGCUGCGUCUGCUUUGUGCCCGCCCUGCUUAACUUGCUGACGGGAACGCGGGUGCACUGGAGGUCGGCGGACAGUCUGGUCCUCGGGCUCUCCAUCCUGGCCCUGGUGGCGCAGGGCAGCGUCUUCCUGGUCUGGCCCUCGCUGAGCGACAGUCUGGAGGUCCAGCUGCUGGCCAUUCCGCUGCUCCUCAUCUCGUUUCGCUGGUGGGAGAACUUCGCCAACACUCACGAGGCCAUCGCCUACAUCAUCCGCACAAUCCGCUGUACCCGAUCCCGAUACCACACUUACCUCUACCUGGCGCCUUUGAAGGUCGUGGUUUUCGCGGGAAUGGGCUUUAUCCUGCACGGCCAGGAAUUCGUGGAGUACUUCAGUCUGUUCCGGGAUGCCUGGCGGCCGCAUCUCAUUACGCUGGUGCAGUCUGGUGGUGACCCCGAUGCGCUGCUUUCAGCACAGGCGAACCUAUCAAUCACAGCCCCUCCACUCAGGACGCAGUUCACCAUGCAGUCCAGUCCGAAUGCGGUGUUCUACGCAUUGGGGGCCCAGGUGGGCGCGGCGUACCUGUGCCACGUGUUCGGUAAGUUCGCCUGCAAAAUCAAGAUCCAGAAGUUCAGCUACGCGCUGCCCCUCAGCCUGGCAGGACCCGUCUCCGUCUGCCUGGCCACCUUUCUGGCCCAGCUGCGGGCCUCGGACCCGUGCUCCCUGCACGGCCUCCUGCCGGACUAUCUCUCGGUCCUGGCACUGGGCCGGAGUGUGGAUGAGCUGGGCCAGAGAUGCCUCGACUACGCGCUCUGGCUGUGGCCGCUGUGGUGGCUGGCCCAGGUCUGGACCUGCCUGCACAUCUGGCAGCCUCACAACGACAGGAACGCCCCGACCGAGAAGCUAUUCGUGUGUCCCUGGUAUUGCGGCCUGCUGGUGGACCAGUGCGCGAUGAUGAACCGGCGGAUCGUGGACUGGAGCGAGGAGUACUUGGCCAUCAAGAGCGACCUAACCGCGCCGAGGGAUCCUGUGGUGGCUCUGGCAGCCGACAUCAAUGCCAGCCGGGACAUCCUAGAGGAGGACAAGGUGCCGCAGCUGAUAGUGUGCGCCACCAUGUGGCACGAGACCGAGGACGAGCUGAUGGAGUUCCUCAAGUCAAUUGUCCGCUUGGAUGAGGAUCAAUGCGCCCGCCGCAUGGCCAGGACCCACCUCAACGGCGGCAAGGCGGACGACGAGUACUAUGAAUUGGAAACCAACAUCUUCUUCGACGAUGCAUUCGUUUCGGAUCCGCGGCAGUGCCAGAACAAGCGUAACCCACCCAUCAACGAGUACGUGAAGACCCUGAUCCGAACCAUCGACAAGGCCGCCUUUGAGGUCUACGGAGUGAACAUCCGCAUAAAAGCCCCUCUGAAGAUCGAGACUCCCUACGGGGGCCGCUUGGUGUGGACGCUGCCAGGACGCACCAAAAUGGUGGCCCACUUGAAGAACAAGGACAAGAUCCGGCACAAGAAGCGCUGGUCGCAGGUCAUGUACAUGUACUAUCUGCUGGGAUAUCGGAUCAUGGAGACGAAGCAGCUGUCGCCCCGUCGAAAGGCGGUUAUUGCAGAGAACACCUUUAUCUUGGCCCUGGACGGAGAUAUAGACUUCCAGCCACGGGCUGUGCAGCUGCUGAUCGACCGGAUGAAGGCGGUGGACGAGCUUGGAGCUGCCUGCGGUCGGAUUCACCCGGUGGGAAGGGGUCCGAUGGUGUGGUACCAGAGAUUCGAGUACGCCAUUGGACACUGGCUGCAAAAGGCGACGGAGCAUGUGAUCGGUUGCGUGCUCUGCAGUCCGGGAUGCUUCAGUCUGUUCCGGGCCAGCGCACUGAUGGAGAACAGCGUGAUGAAGCGGUACACGAUGAUCAGCUCGGAGGCGAUGAAGAUGGUGCAGUACGACCAGGGAGAGGACCGCUGGCUGUGCACUCUGCUCCUGAAGGCCGGCUCCCGGGUGGAGUACUGCGCCGCCUCGGAUGCGUAUACCCACGCGCCCGAGAGCUUUAACGAGUUCUACAACCAGCGGCGUCGUUGGGUGCCCUCCACCAUAGCUAACAUCUUCGAUAUCCUGGCGGAUGCAGACACUGUGGUGAAGAAGAACAACUCCAUAUCAACCAUGUACGUGUGGUACCAGGGAAUGCUGAUGAUUGGAACCGUGCUGGGACCGGGCACCAUAUUCCUCAUGAUGGUGGGCGCCUUGGUGGCCGUCUUUUCCAUUGACAUCUGGACCGCUUUCCUCUGGAAUUUCUUUCCCAUUAUCUCCUUCAUUCUGGCCUGUGUCUACCUCAAACAGAAGAUUCAACUGCUGAUAGCGUUCGUCAUAAGCUCUAUUUACUGCCUGGUCAUGAUGGCAGUCCUCAUCGGCAUCAUUGUCCAGAUGCUGGAGGACGGGCCACUGGCUCCUGCAUCGCUGUUCUUUCUGCUCGUAGCUGUCCAGAUCACAAUUGCAGGCUUCAUGCAUCCGCAGGAGUUCUGGGCAUUGCUGUGCGGGGUUAUCUACUACAUCACAAUCCCCUCCAUGUACAUGCUCCUCAUGAUCUUUUCUGUGUUCAACAUGAACGACGUUUCGUGGGGCACUCGAGAGGCGCCAGUGCUCAAGGACGACGGCAAGGACGCAGAAGAAGAAGCAGAUAACUACCUGCCAGGCUGGCUGAAUGAUCCGCUGUUGAUAGACUCGGAGCUGGGCGAAGUGUCGCUGAUGGAGCAGAGAUUCUGGAAGGAUCUGAUCAAGCUGUAUCUGAAGCCACUGGAACUGAGCAGGGAGCAGAAGCAGGCAAUGGCCGACGGACUUAAGGAGCUGAGAAACAUGAUCGCUUUUGCCUUUGUGAUGGUGAAUGCGAUCUUUGUGCUCAUUGUGUUCCUGCUGCAGUUGAAAAAGGAGUUCCUGCACCUCAAGUGGCCCAUUGAUCCCACAGACUUUGUGUCCUUCGACAGGGACAACCUGAUGGUUGGCAUCUACAGACAGUACAAAGAACUGGAUCCAAUUGGCCUGUGCUUUGUGAUUUUCUUUGGACUGAUCCUGAUCAUCCAGUUCCUGGCGAUGUUCUUCCACCGCUUCGCUACGCUCUGCCAGCUGCUGGCCACCACCCAGGUGGACUGGUUCCGAACCGGAGGACAGUUUACUGACGAGGAUGCCGCCACCGAGCUGAAGGGCAGUGCUGUCAGUAUAGCCCGGAAGUUGCAGCGACCCAAGAGGCUCUUCGACGAUGAGGACGCGGACCCCCACUACGACGAGGUAUUGACGGAUUCCCUGGAAGGGGAGCACAUGGAGAGCAUGGUGCGCCGGCAGACGAUCUUUCGGCUGCACGAGACCCGGGACAAGCAGCACAGCGACUACAGCAAUCUGGUGGCCAACUUCGAACGCCGUUUCUUGGGAGACGAUGAGCUGAACCUCAAGAAUCUGGCGCUCAACCGGAAGUCAGUGAAGCUCCUGCAGGCACGUCGCUCAGCGGCCAAGGUCAAUGCAGCGGCCACGCCCGAGGGCACGCCCACUCCGAAGGCUGGCAAGCGUCCGCCUCUGAUGCCGAUGGCCAAGAAGGUGAGCUUCACGGCCUCGAACCAGAACAGUAUGGCCAUCUACGACAACGGCGGGUACGAGCACACCGAGUUCUAGGAAGGUCAAGCAGAUGAGCUACUUGGGAAACCAGAGAAUCUUGUAAAGUGCUUAUGUCUGGGUAGUAUCUCUAAACAUUAUUCGCGAAUAGAGUGUCUAGCUUACAUUUCUUAUCCGUACAUACCCACAUUAAUCAAUACCCUAAUUAAUAUGUAUUAUACGGUUCAAAGCCAUCAAAACACCCCUUAUAUUUGCAUAUCAUUAUGCGAUUAUAUAAUCGAAUCCCCAAGUUCCUUGGUGGCAUAAAAAAUAUAAUUAAUUGCAUUUAACU